Protopolystoma xenopodis is the source of this 225-nucleotide messenger RNA. NCBI's taxonomy places the organism in Eukaryota, Metazoa, Platyhelminthes, Monogenea, Polystomatidea, Polystomatidae. The record is from the annotation of a GenBank genome assembly.
AUGGCUUUAGCCGUUGCUUCGCUCGAUGAAAAGCGUCUUCUUUCCUAUCUCUUCAACACGUCUCGUGCGGACGCCCACAAUAUCCUUGAACGUCCGGUUAAUGAUGAACGCCUUUACUCGGUGCUGCAAAUGAAAGUUUUCCUGUGCCAGAUUGUGGACCUGGUCGGUGCGACCGAAUACUGCCUUGGUUACUGGUGCGAAGAGAAGACAUUAGAAGGUGAGUAA